Messenger RNA from Ictidomys tridecemlineatus (thirteen-lined ground squirrel), 1196 nucleotides. It is a transcript of the gene Parm1, whose product is annotated as prostate androgen-regulated mucin-like protein 1. NCBI's taxonomy places the organism in Eukaryota, Metazoa, Chordata, Mammalia, Rodentia, Sciuridae. The record is from RefSeq and is a predicted model, not a curated record. Gene Ontology annotation, cellular component: early endosome; late endosome; plasma membrane.
UGAGCCGCGCAGCUUUGCUCGCCCCGCCGCCUGCCACCUGAGCUGCCCCAGCCAAACGCGCCCAGCCGUCUGCACUUCCCAGCUCCUACCGCAGCCUGCUGGUCAGAGAAGGAGUCUCCCGCGCUCGGAGCUUCGGUCGGCCCCAGCAAACUCCUCCCGCCGGCACCAGGCUCGGCACAGAGCUCCGGGAUAUCAUGGUCUGCAAGACUCUCCUCGCUCUGUGCAUCUUCACAGCAGGAUUGAGGGUCCAGAGCCUGCCUACAUCAACCUCCUUGCCUGUUUCUCUUCCGGCAAAAAUAACCCCACCGGCCUCUACCUGGACCAGCUCUGCACAGAACCCUGUGGCUCUCACGGCGUCCCCAGCCAGUGGCGUUCACAAUACCUCGGUACUCCCAGUCACAGACAUAGCCCUGACAUCUGCACUGCCCAAGCAUGUGUCCAUUGAACCCACAGAAGAGGCAAUCACCAGCCCAUCCUCGAGCUGGGAAGGCACAAACCCAGGCCCCUCGCUUCCUGGGUUCUUAUCAACCAGCAGUGUGGUCCACGUGACACCCACGCCCGAGGAACACAACGCCAGCAGUCCUGAAGUAAGCGUGCCAGCUGAAGGGUCACAGUCCCCUACAUCCCUCUCCCCUCAAGCUCCGGCCUCUUCACCCUCCUCCUCCUCAUCCACCUUGCCACCUGAGAUCCUUUCUGCCUCUGUCACCUCCAACCACAGCACCACUGUGACCAGCACCCAGACCACAGGAGCUCCAGCUACAUCAGAGUCCCCAACAGAGGAGCACAGCUCUGGUCACACACCUACUUCCCAGGCCACAAUGGAGCCAGUGCCCAAGGAGAAAACACAGCAGGAAACUGAGCCCAAGACAGUGAUAUGCGAGUCCGAGACCACCACCACCUUCCUGAUCAUGCAGGAGGUAGAACACGCGUUAAGUUCAGGCAGCAUUGCCGCCAUUACAGUGACCGUCAUUGCCGUGGUGUUGUUGGUGUUUGGGGUGGCAGCGUAUCUGAAGAUCAGGCAUUCCUCCUAUGGAAGGCUUUUGGAUGACCAUGACUACGGGUCCUGGGGAAACUACAACAACCCUCUCUACGAUGACUCCUAACAAAGGGCUGUGGCCUGGGCUGAGGACUAACUGUUCUUUAUUUAUAAGUGCUUAUCCAGUAGAAUUCAUAACAAGUACCUGAUGCACACUGAA